Molecule: messenger RNA, 7209 nt
Organism: Verticillium dahliae VdLs.17
Lineage: Eukaryota; Fungi; Ascomycota; Sordariomycetes; Glomerellales; Plectosphaerellaceae
Product: phenolpthiocerol synthesis polyketide synthase ppsA
Exons: 10
Coding region: 1-7209 (2402 amino acids)
Biological process (GO): fatty acid biosynthetic process; secondary metabolite biosynthetic process
Molecular function (GO): fatty acid synthase activity; oxidoreductase activity; phosphopantetheine binding
Source: RefSeq, a predicted model, not a curated record
AUGGAGGAUGAUCAGUGCUACAAAGAUGUUGGAGAGAGCAUCGCCGUGAUCGGCAUGAGUUGUCGAUUCCCCGGCACAGCAACUUCGCCGCAAGGGUUGUGGGAGAUGAUAAAGAACAAGAAUACAGCUUGGUCUGAGAUACCGCCUGACCGAGUGAACAUGGACGGUUUCUAUCACCCCGAUGGUCAAAGACAAGGAAGCAUUUCAUUUCGAGGCGCCCACUUUCUUUUGCAAGAUCUUGCUAGAUUUGAUGCUGCAUUCUUCUCAGUGACCGAAGAAGAAGCCAAAGCCAUGGACCCACAGCAGCGUCUUCUGCUUGAAACUUCGUAUGAGGCUAUCGAGAAUGCUGGCCUGCGAAUUGAAGAUCUCGGGGGAUCCGAUACCUCCGUUUUUGUGGGCUCAUUCGUCAAAGAUUAUGAGCAGGUUUCCCUCAGAGACGCCCACUACCAGCCGCGAUAUGCUGCCACUGGUACCGGCAAUGCAAUCUUGGCCAACCGAAUCUCUUACUUCUACGACCUGCAGGGACCCAGCAUGACCAUCGAUACAGGUUGCAGUGGCAGUCUUGUGGCAAUCCAUCAGGCGUGUGAGACCUUACGCCACGGUGAAAGCUCGAUUGCGUUUGCUGCGGGCGCUGGAGUCAUCCUGACACCCAACACCAUGAUGCCCAUGACCGCUCUGAACUUUCUGAGCCCGGACGGAAGGUCUUUCAGCUUUGAUGCCCGAGCCAACGGAUAUGGUCGCGGGGAGGGCGUUGGCUUUGUCGUACUCAAACGACUAACAGAUGCUCUGAGAGAUCAAGACCCCAUUCGUGCUGUCAUCCGUGGUACGGGUAUCUGCCAGGAUGGCCGAACUCCUGGCAUUGUCUUCCCGAGCACCAAAGCCCAGGUUUCAAAUAUCACAAGUGUUUAUCAUAAGGCUGGUUUGAGCUUUGACCAAACGGCCUAUGUGGAAUGUCAUGGCACUGGCACCAGAGCUGGUGAUUUCGUUGAGCUGAGUGCAGUUGCGGCGACUCUUGCAGCCAAUCGCCCCCAAGACUCUCCAAUCAUUGUCGGCUCGGUGAAGCCAAACAUUGGACACCUCGAAGGUGCUGCGGGAGUUGCUGGACUCAUCAAGAGUGUUCUUGUGCUUGAAAAGGGCGUGAUCCCGCCACAAGCCAACUUUAUGACUGGGAAUCCCAGGGUCGAUUUCCAGGAAUUCAGGCUCAAGGUCCCCACAGACUUAUGUCAGUGGCCUCUUCCUGGCCUUCGACGUGUCAGCAUCAACUGUUUCGGUUUCGGCGGCACCAACGCACACGCCAUUCUGGACGAAGCAGAAUUUCAUGUCAAAGGGCAAAGACCGCCUAGCAUUGGCAGGCUGGCGACUGUGGCAGAGACAGAGGAAAUAAUGGUGGAAGAAGAUUCUGCGACCCCCCUGCCCCAGCUGUUCACCUUUACCUCACCCGACCAACAAGGCGUGGUCCGCAUCAUGCACCAAUAUGCGGACCACAUCCGGGAUACCCUGGAGUUCAAGACGACCGAAGACCUCAACAAUCUCUCCUACACUCUCAACUGCCGACGCUCGCAGUUUGACUGGAAAGGCUACGUUGUCGCUAACACCCAGGAGGAACUGGCUGAGACUCUCGACUCGACAGACGUGGACAAGGCUGUGCGAUCCAAGACCCGACCUCAUCCCAAGAUUGCAUUCCUUUUCGGCGGACAGGGCGCCCAGUUCCCAGGAAUGGGGUCGGAGCUCUUUUAUCGAUUUGAAGUAUUCCGCAGCAGUCUCGAAGCAGCGACUGAGUACCUUCUUGAGCACCUUGGCAGCCAGUUCAACCUCUUGACUGAGAUUUUGAGAAUUCAAGACGAAUCAGUUAUCCACAAACCUUCCAUCAGCCAACCAGCCACAACAGCGAUCCAGAUGGGCAUCGUAGAUCUCAUGAAGGCAUGUAACGUGCACCCGUCAUCGGCGGUGGGACACUCGUCCGGUGAAAUCGCCGCAGCCUAUGCUUGUGGAAUGAUUAGCCGCGAGGACGCAUGGACCAUAGCGUUCUAUCGAGGAGCAUGCGCUGAACAGAUGAGCAUACGACUUUCAGGGCCCAGAUGCCAAGGUCUCAUGUGUGCCGUCAGCAUGUCCGAAGACGAUAUGCGGGGCUACCUUUCCCGCGAGAGUGUCUCCGAUACAAUCCAAGUGGCCUGCAUCAAUAGCCCAAAAUCUGUGACCAUCUCUGGUGACGCGAGCGGGAUUCGACUCAUAGCCGCUGAGCUCAAGGAAAGGGACGUUUACCAUCGCAUCCUCGACGUUCCGGUGGCCUAUCACUCGUACCAUAUGAAGUACGUGGACUCGGAGUAUAAAGCCUGUCUGCAGGAUCUACCUAUGGACUUUUGCCCUGGCAUUGCCCCGAUGUUCUCCUCCGUCACUGGCAGUCGCAUGGAACUUGGCGUACAGUCCUCGAGGUAUUGGGCUGAUAACCUCACCUCUCCUGUGCUCUUCUCUGAUGCUAUGAAGAUCAUGCUUCAAGAAUCGCACCCAGAUCUACUUCUAGAGAUGGGGCCUCAGAGCACCUUGAGGACGUCUAUUGCAGAUAUUCUCGAUGACAUGUUCGCUGGUCGGCGGAUUAACCUGGCCCCAAGAUACGUGUCCGCCAUGGCACGCGGAAACAACGAGACCUAUUCCGUGCUGUCAGCCCUUGGGGAACUCUGGUCAUACGGCUGUAAUGUUGACAUGCAAGGCUUGGUCAAGAAGGCUUGUGUUCCUUUGAAGACUCUACGUGACCUUCCAUCUUAUCCCUGGGACCACUCUAGGCAGUACUGGCACGAAUCACCGAUGAGUAGAGAAUACCGAUUACGCAGUCACGGUCGCCAGGACCUUCUCGGCGAACCGACAGGAGACUCGAUACCCAUGGAACCGCGGUGGCGGGGUUUCUUGCGCGUGUACGAAAGUCCUUGGAUCAGGGACCACCAAGUACAAAAGACCAUGAUCUACCCAGCCGCUGGCAUCGUCACAAUGGUCAUAGAGGGGAUUCGGCAACACACAUCGGACAAAGCGGACAAGAUUGCCGGCUUUGAGAUCAUCGACAUGAAUAUCGAAGCGCCCCUGAUUGUUCCCGAGAGCCGAUAUGGUCUCGAGACGAGCUUGAAUGCAAAGCAGCUUUUCCAAGAAUGGCAUGAUUCCCGUGGCAUGUCCUACUCGUGGACGAUAUACGCCAGAGCUGAAGGAAGACCCUGGGCUCGACACGCUCGGGGCGAGGUGCAAUGCCACAUGCAGUCAAUGCCAGAUGCUGAGUCUGACCAAACACCAAUGUUCGGCUGUGAGCAUAUGUUCAGAGCCGCCGAGCUGAAGUCGAUCGAGGUUGUGAGCCCAUUGCAUAUGUACCAGGCGCUCGAAGUUGUGGGCAUGAACUAUGGCCCAUCAUUCCAUAAUAUCACCUCUGUGUCCAGAGGUGAAGACGUCGCAGUGGGACAGGUCACGAUUCCUAACACGACGUCCAUCAUGCCGCACAAAUUCGAAUUCGAUCAUGUGUUGCACCCUGCAACUCUGGAUGCGAUGUUUCAGUUGCUGUUUGCAAUUGACACAGCGCCAAUGGUACCUACCAGGAUCGAUAGCAUCUACGUCUCAACACAAAUACCCAAGGAUCCAGGAACACGACUCGACGGAUUCGCGAACAUCACUUCAAUCAGCGUGAAGGGCGUUGAGGCGCAGCUUGCGAUGACAGCGCAAAACUGGGAUCAACCUGCAGUCGUUGUCAAAGGUCUUCAUUUGAAUGCGCUACCACAGACUAAUUUCUUGCCUGGUCAUCACAACCUCUGCACUGAGAUCCGGUGGAUGGAGUUCUUCGGCACUGCGAAACCCUCUCAACUUUCGCACCUCCUUCAGCUUGUGGCUCACCAGUACUCCGGUCUGUCAAUAUUACAAUCUGGAGGCAACUACGACAUGGCCAAACAUGUACUCGAGAUGGUAGCCUCUGGCGAUGAUCACGUCCCCCGCCUUUUGCGAUAUUCUUUGACAGGUCUAGACCAGGAAGUCCUUGUGGCCCUCAAGAACGCGUACAGCGGCUCUCCUAUCAACAACCUUUUAGAGCGCCGUGUACUCAGCGGUAACGUGGAGGCUGAUCCAAGAUACCACCUCAUCAUCUCGGCCUCUCGCAACAGCGACCGGAAUCGUUUGGUGGCGCUGCUGCACCCAGAUGGACUCCUGCUUGAGACAGGGCCACAUGAUUCUUCUCCGAAGGUCAAUUGUCGCAUCUUGAUUGAUGACCCUCAACAAGUCACCAUGGCAUACUCUCAAGAUGGAAACUAUGUAUCUGAGCAGCUGUGGCUGACUCGAGCACAUCGACACAUCGACGAUCGCUACUUGAACAUUCUUAUCAUCGUGCCCGAUGCCCCUGAUAGAAACCUCCAAUAUCUGGCGAGUUGUCUCGAAGCUAAGCUCUGCCAACUGGAGCUUAAGCCCUGUAUCUCGACUCUUGAAGAAGCCUGCUCACGCGCUUCUGUUGAAGCAAUGCAGACCACAAUCAUUUGGCUCUUAGAUUUGAACCACUCAACCGAGAGUUCGUCCUCUUUCGUAUGGAAUUGGACUGAGGAGAGGUUCAACGCCUUUAGAAUGAUGCGUACUCUAUCGAAAGCAAUGCUUUGGGUGACCCGUGGGGCCGACAAGAAGUCAACGUUGCCCAAGAACGCGCCCAUCAUUGGCCUGGCUCGUACUCUAAACUCAGAGGACCUUGAAAAGGUCAUGGUAACGCUGGACUUGGACAAUGACAGCUGGAUUGCCUCUCCAAGUGUCAUUGACAAUAUCGUCCAGGUACAUUUGCGUUCCAUCCUACUAGUCCCCGCAGACGGCGUGGUCAGGGAAACAGAGUAUGCCGAAUCGAGCGGCAAAUUAUUCAUACCGCGUCUUGUGCCUAUCACGUCCCUGAAUGCUCUCAUCAGGGAUAAGAAUCUGGACAUGCAUCCGCGCAUGAUGCAAUUCCUCGAUGGCCAUCGCAACGAGUUGACAAUCAAAAAGGCAACAGAAGAACGUAACGAUCCCGACUCAAACUUCUGCUUCACAAGGGCUUGCCCCCCCUGUAACCCGACUUGCGCCGCAGACAAGGUUCGGGUUAUGUAUCGUGCUUCAUUCCUCCAGCACAAAGAUUGGCAGACACUGGCCGGACUCACCAAGGAAAAUACAAUCGGUAUUGAUUUGGCUGGCGUCGUUAUUACCGUUGGCAAUUCUGUUCACAAUAUCAGGCCCGGUGACCAGGUUGUGGCUGUCGUUCCAGGAGGCGCCUUGAAGAGUGUACAGGACAUUGAUCAGCGAUUCGUCAAACGAGUUCCUGGCGGCCUUCGAAAGUGCAUUCCAAGUGCCUGGAUUCAGGCCCAUUAUGGUCUCGUUACGCGGUGCGCCAUCACCAGUGACCAGACCGUACUGAUUCUUCACGGAACAAGUACUACUGGGCAGGCUGCCAUCCAGAUUACGCAAGCUUUGGGCGCAAAGGUCUACACAACCAUCAGUGGCAACGACCUACAAGUUCAACGCAGAGAACUGUCUCGGCACUUCAAUCUCGAUGCCGAUCGCGUUUAUAACUCUGAUGAUUCGGACUGGUGCUCUAGGAUGCUCCGGAGCAAUGACCAAGUCAAGAUGGACAUCGUCUAUAACCCGGGUCCGAGGAAUCUCUGCGAUGUGAAGCUGGUUCUAAAAGCCACUGGAACGUCGAUUAGACAUGCCGACAGCCUAGUCCCUGAGACCUGCCGGCCAUACGAGGACCCUCCUCUGAGCAGCAUUAUCCGCCUAGACCUCGCCUUACUUCUCGAAAAUGAGCCGGCGCUAGUCGGAGACACAUUCACCAGAGUCGUAGAUUUUGUGCAGGAGCACUAUGGAACGAUCCAUCCAGUGCUCUUCACACGGGCUUGCGCCGUUGAUUCUCUGUCUCAUGGGUUCGCCGCGCUCAGAGACAAUGGAACAUGUGGAGGCACACUUGUUACAGCAGACACCAGCAGCAUGGUACUCCUUCCCCCGUCCUGCCAGAACUCGCGGCUUCGAGACGCUUUGGAUGAUGGAACUUACGUCCUGGCUGGGGGCCUUGGUGGCCUCGGCCGCGGUGUCGCCCGACGGUUAGCCACUGAGGGCGCCAAGAAUAUCGUAUUUCUUUCCAGGUCGGCCCCAUCAUCUAUUGAAGCUAUCGAGUGCAUCAAAAUCCUCCGCGAUAUGGGGGUCAAGGUUCUGCACAUAAUGGUAGACAUUUGUGACGCAGGAGCAGUCAAAAACGCGUAUGCCAGCAUCGUGUCUUCAGGAAUGGCGCCCAUCUCCGGCGUCGUCCAAGCCGCAGGACUCCUCCAGGUGAGCGGCGUCCGUUGCCCUUCCGUCCGCCACGAUAUUAAUAACUUGAUACAGGAUUCGCUAUAUGAUAAGAUGUCGUACGAAGACUGGAUGAAAGUGAUGAGACCAAAAGCCCUUGGCUCCUCCAACCUUGUCCAGUACUUCGGACGACCAGCCGAUCUGGCUAAGCCUCCUUGGUUCAUUUUCCUGUCCAGCUCUGCAGGGAUCAUUGGCAACAGAGGCCAAGCCAACUAUGCCGCGGCCAACGUUUACCUAGAUGCCCUCGCGCGCAGUGGCAAGAUCAUGGGGCGCGCCUAUGCGUUGGACAUUGGCCCGAUCCUAGCUGCAGGCAUGGCCACCGACAGCGACGAGACGCUGAAGAUACUACGAGCCAGCGGAUUUUACGGGAUUCGUCUGGACGACUUCUUGAAAGUCUUUGAGCGCGCUGUCGUCGGAGAGAUCCUUCCAGACGUCUUGAUGCCGUCGCAAGUUGUGUUGGGAGUCGGGACGGGAGGCUUGAUGCUUCAGAACAAGUCGGCUGAUCCAUUCUGGGCUAGAACGGCCCUUUACUCCUACCUGAAGCUGCUCGAUAUGCCGCCUCCUGACCUCAGCGUGAUAGGCAGUGCGACAGCCAAUUCGUUGAAGUCCAAGCUGGGGGCGUGUGAGGACUUGGCCGAGGCGACGGCUCUCGUUUGCCAUGGUCUCAAGAAAGAGGUUUCAUCCCAGGCGACCGUGGGCGCCGACCAGAUGGAUGAGAGUAAACCUCUGAAGGAUUAUGGAGUGGAUUCCUUGACAGCAGUCCAAGUCCGUGCAUGGGCCCUCGAUAAAGUGGGUGUCAGCCUUUCGGUCUUCAAUAUCAUGAGCAACAAGACGAUCUUGGAGCUGGCUGAAGAGAUGGCCCGGACGGCGACGGGACUAGGAAAGGACGGGGAAUAG